Fonsecaea erecta is the source of this 1800-nucleotide messenger RNA. RefSeq lists its product as hypothetical. NCBI's taxonomy places the organism in Eukaryota, Fungi, Ascomycota, Eurotiomycetes, Chaetothyriales, Herpotrichiellaceae. Gene Ontology annotation, biological process: ammonium transmembrane transport. The record is from RefSeq and is a predicted model, not a curated record. The transcript has 8 exons. Gene Ontology annotation, cellular component: plasma membrane. Gene Ontology annotation, molecular function: ammonium channel activity. Bases 1 to 1800 code for a protein of 599 amino acids.
AUGGCGACUACAGAGGCUUUCAACUUUGGACCUGUCCCAGCUGCCCCCCGACUGAACGGAGCCGAUAUCGGGUUUAUGAUGGUAGCAGCUGCUCUGGUCUUCUUCAUGAUUCCCGGGCUCUGUCUCCAUUUCUCAGGUGUUUCGAAACGGGAUUUUACGCUCACCUUAGUGCGGCUCCCCCUGAUCACUACUGGUGUGGUGGGAUGCGUGUGGUAUAUGUGGGGAUACGCCCUUGCUUUCUCUCCAGCGGUAUUCAACGCGGCCGAGCUGCACGGUGUCUCAUGGUAUGGUGGAGAUACCAAAGCAAAUGCUUAUAUCGAUGUUGCCGCUCGACCCGUUGGUAUACAAGGUCCGAACCCAUUAGUUCUGACGGGCCCGAAAAUUCCGGAGAUGGUCUAUGUCUUCUACCAAGGCAUGUUCGCAUGUUUCACGGCAAGUCUGGUCUCUGGCGGAGCGGCAGGCAAAACCCGCGCCGGACGGUACAUCCUUUUCAUUACCUUAUGGACAACUCUCGUUUAUUGUCCUGUCGCCAGGUGGACAUGGCACCCUCUGGGCUGGUCUAAGCUCAGAGGAGCAAUGGAUUUCGCCGGUGGUACUGCAGUGCAUGUCUGUUCCGGUUCCUCAGUCGCUGCUCUCGCCGCCGUCUCCCAAUUCGAUGCUGCAAAUUGGCGGACGACGGUCGUCUUUCGAAGACGAACAGUGAAAAUCGAUGUGAAGACUUGGAAGGUCUGGAGAUGGCUAUCUAUAGAGAAGCAGACAUCUCCAGACCACGUCGAACUGAGCACAAAUUCCCUAGGGACAGGAUACAAUGCGAACGGACACGCUCGAGCUCCAGGGCCGCAAAAUUCCGUGCAGAGGCCGCGAGCUCGCGUGGAUCGCGGCGAGUUGAGUCUGCCUUACAGCAUCAACCACAUGGUAUUGGGCACUGCUUUGCUUUGGGUCGGCUGGUUUGGCUUCAACGGCGGUUCAGCACUUGGGGCCAACCUUCGCGCUGUGUCUGCAUGCCUGGCAACACAGGCCGCCGCAUGUGCCGGAGGCACAAUCGGAUUACUCGUUCACUGGGGACUGGGCGGCCUUGACAAGAAGGUAUCUACCAGACCGGACACCUUGACACAUAUACCGUCAAUACAGGAGUUCUGUGACGGUGUAAUUGCUGGACUGGUGGCCGUUACACCCGCCGCUGGAUACGUUCCUGUCACAUAUGCCCCCGUCUUCGGCAUCAUCGGGGCCAUCAUCUGCAAGAUUUUGAGGAUGAUCAUGUAUUACCUUUUGCCGGCCGACAAAUUGGCUAUAUUCGCCGUACACGCCGGCGGCGGAGCCACGGGCAUGUUACUUACUGCCUUUUUCGCAAAUGACGCGACUACUGGUUUGGAUGGGUACUCAAGGCUGACUGACAAAACAAUGGGAGCUCGAUUCCGAGACCAAGCAUUGGACAUCAUUGCAUGCCUUUUCUAUUCCUUCACCAUGACCUUCGCGAUCCGGGUGGUCAUGAAGUCUGUCGAGGUCGUCAUCGGCGCCGGAAGACCUGCACGUAACGACAGAUUUGACCAUUACCCGGAUACUUAUGAGGCCAUGCCUCAGUUCCAACGAAGAAAACCGCUGGAAGAGGCUGGACGAGAAUUUCUAAGCGAGGCGCCCUCACCGGUCACCUUAUUGCCGGAGCAAAGCAUGGCAAUGGGCAACAAGAAGACGCUGAUCCGGAUUACAUGGGACUUGCCUCUCCUUUUCCAAGUCCCAGAGGACGCCUUCGAGACCAAAUUCCCUCCCAAAGAGCCCGACGAAGUGGCAGAUGAUCAUUAG